AUGAGACAUGCAUUCAUCCGACGCCCAGCUCUCAGCCCGAGCCCCUCCAGAUCGUCUGCUCCCCCUCAAGCGCGCUUACAAUCACGGCGAUAUGAGUCAAAUACACCCACCCAACGACAACCCGAUCAUGCCACGACCCCUAAAAGCGAGUUGCCCGCGCAGUCGCAUAUCAGUAUACCCCCUACGCCGCCGCCCGUUCCCGCUCGGGCUGCGCCUCGAUCGCUACGGCAAAUAAUCCAGGCUGGUCCUUUGGGGAGGAUGGGGCGGUCGUACUCGCGAUUUCAGGAGAAACGGCCGUAUACGACGCAGGUGUGCAGUUCGAUUGUUAUCUAUCUGUGCGGGGAUCUGAGUGCGCAGUUUUUCUUUCCGCCAGAAAAUCCACCGCAGAGAAGAAUGGAGUCUCAGCCGGAAAAGGACGAUAAUGGAGGUGUUGCUGAGAAGAAAGGAGGGUAUGACCCGUGGAGGACAAUGCGCCAUCUAACUGUCGGUAUUGGGUCCAGCAUUCCGUCGUAUAACUGGUUCAUGUUCCUCCACAACAACUUCAACUUCGCCUCUAAACCCCUUUCCAUCCUCACGAAAGUCGUCGUCCAGCAAGCCGUCUUCACUCCCGUCUUCAACACCUACUUCUUCAGCGUACACUCUUUGCUCUCCGGCGCAUCAUUGGAAGAGACAUGGGAACGGCUGAAGGUCGCGCUGCCUCGGAGUAUUGUGAAUAGCGCCAAGUUCUGGCCCAUGGUUACGGCGUUCAGCUUCAUGUAUGUCCCGCCGCAGUUCCGCAACGUGUUCUCAGGUUGCAUUGCGGUCGGGUGGCAGACUUAUUUGAGCUGGUUGAAUCAGAAGGCUGCAAGACAGGUUGAAACUGCGUUGACGGAGCCGGCUCCGUCAGAGGAGCAGGUUGCAGUCGUUAUUAAGGCUUAG
Aspergillus nidulans FGSC A4 is the source of this 918-nucleotide messenger RNA. RefSeq names its product Mpv17/PMP22 family protein. The coding region runs from base 1 to 918 and encodes 305 amino acids. The transcript has 2 exons. The record is from RefSeq and is a predicted model, not a curated record. Lineage: Eukaryota; Fungi; Ascomycota; Eurotiomycetes; Eurotiales; Aspergillaceae. Gene Ontology annotation, cellular component: membrane; cytoplasm.